Molecule: messenger RNA, 1312 nt
Organism: Spea bombifrons (plains spadefoot toad)
Lineage: Eukaryota; Metazoa; Chordata; Amphibia; Anura; Pelobatidae
Gene: SS18L1
Product: SS18L1 subunit of BAF chromatin remodeling complex
Exons: 11
Coding region: 81-1292 (403 amino acids)
Biological process (GO): positive regulation of dendrite morphogenesis; positive regulation of transcription by RNA polymerase II
Cellular component (GO): nucleus
Molecular function (GO): transcription coactivator activity
Source: RefSeq, a predicted model, not a curated record
GGGUGCAUAUUAUAGGAAUAUCUGGAAUAAUUCCCCAGCUGACAGCCUGCAUCAGACACCCAGGGGCCACAGGGGCGACCAUGUCCGUGGCCUUUGCAUCAGCCAGACCCAGAGGGAAAGGAGAGGUGACCCAGCAAACUAUCCAGAAGAUGUUGGAUGAAAACCAUCACCUGAUACAAUGUAUAAUGGACUAUCAGAGUAAGGGCAAGACGGCCGAGUGCACCCAGUAUCAGCAGAUUCUACACAGGAAUUUGGUUUAUUUGGCAACGAUAGCGGAUUCCAACCAGAACAUGCAGUCCCUGCUCCCGGCGCCUCCGACGCAGAAUAUGAAUCUUGGCCCUGGAGGGAUGAGCCAGACGGUGCCCAGCCAGACCCUCCACUCCCAGGGUAACGUGAGUGAUGCCCUGGGUGCCAGCCUGCCCCCCGCCUCCCUCAUGCAGAGUCAGAUCAGUAACGGUCCCAGCCACGUGUCCAUGCAGCAGUCUGGACAAACCACCAUGCCAACAUCAACCAUGAGCAUGGCUGUCAGCUCACACGGCACUGCCCCCGGGUACACCCACCCUGUGCCCAGCUCCCAAAACAUGCCAAUGCAAAGCCAAGGGAGUAUUGGCAACUAUGUAUCAAGAGCCAACAUGAACAUGCCAUCUAACCCAGUAUCCAUGAUGCACCAGCAAGCAGCCAGCUCCCAUUACACCACGGCACAAGGAGGUGGCCAACAUUACCAAGCACAAUCUUCCAUCUCCAUGAUGAGUCAGAACAACCAAGGGUCUGGCAUGAUGGGACAAAGACCACUAGGUCCCUACAGACCAACCCAGCAAGGAUCUUCCCAGCAGUACCUGGGCCAGGAGGAAUAUUACAGCGAACAAUACGGUCACAACCAGGGCUCUGCGGAACCCAUGAGCCAGCAGUAUUACACAGACGGACACGGUGACUACAGCUACCAACAAUCGUCGUACGGCGAGCAGAGCUACGACAGUCGAACGUUUGAGGAUUCCUCACAACAUUACUACGAAGGGGGAAACACACAGUACAGCCAGCAGCAGUCUGGGUAUCAACAAGGAACAAGUCAGCAACAGGCAUAUUCCCAGCAGCAGUACCCCAACCAGCAGAACUACCCCGGGCAGCAGCAGGGCUACGUUCCUGCGCAGGGGGCCACCUCCCAGUAUUCCAGCUACCAGCAGGGUCAAAGCCAACAGUAUUCGGGUUACCGAGCCUCCCAGACUGCAUCUUCCGCCCAGCAGCAGAGACCCUAUGGCUAUGAGCAGGGCCAAUAUGGAAAUUACCAGCAAUAGCAAACCAGGUGAUGCCUAAU